AUGGGUAAAAUCUCGAUAGAUACACCUCCUGAAAAGGACUGGAUCACGUUGGACAGUGGUCAGGUUCGAGAAGGACUAGGCCUCAUGUCAUCCAGGAUAUCUGAACGGCUCAAUCUGAUUGACCGAAUCCGCGCGAAUGGUGUUGGAGACCAUGUCGCUUUGCCACAACUGGUUGUGUGUGGUGAUCAAUCCGCAGGAAAAAGCUCAGUAUUGGAAGGAAUCAGCGGAAUUCCGUUCCCGCGACAAGACGGAGUUUGUACGCGCUUCGCGACGGAGAUUAUCCUUCGCCAUGAGCCGAAGAAUCGUCGCAACACCGCGACGAUUAUUCCUCAUCUGAGUCGCACGGAAGAUGAAAAGACCAGGUUGAGUGCCUUCCGCCGAGAGGUCAGUAAUCUUGCAGAUUUGCCAACCAUCAUCGCCGAGGCUUCAAGCCUGAUGGGAGUCGAAGGAGGCGGGGAGUUAGGCGACGGCCCAACUUUUUCGGCGGAUGUGCUUCGGUUGGAGGUGGUCGGAGACACCGGCUUACAUCUGACCCUGGUAGACCUUCCUGGCCUAAUAUCCGUUUCCGAGAAUGAGCAUGAUUUGCAACUUGUUGGAGAUCUUGUUGACUCGUACCUGGAAAACUCGCGGACCAUCAUACUUGCUGUUGUCCCCGCCAGCAGCGAUGUGGACACACAAAGCAUCAUCCAGCGCGCUCGCCGUUACGACAAGGAGGGGUUGCGAACAGUGGGAAUAAUCACCAAACCUGAUUUGAUCAACGAUGGUACCGAAAGACGAGUUGCAAGAUUAGCAAAGAACGCAGACCGGACAAGGUUGAAGCUUGGCUUUUUCCUCGUCAAAAACCCACCGCCUGCUGACCUGGAGAAGGGUAUAACAACGCUUGAGCGACGGAAGGCGGAAAAGGAAUUUUUUGCCAAUGCUCCGUGGAUUGGUCUUGGCCUUGACCCUUCACGUGUCGGUGGAGACAAUCUUCGGGUCUUUUUGCAGGACCUUCUAGAUCGACACAUUGAGCGCGAACUACCGAAGGUUCGGAAAGAUGUCGCACAACUUCUCGAUGAGAUCCACAACGAACUAGAAGAGCUUGGAACAGAACGAAUCACUCCGGCACAGAUACGUAUGUAUCUAACGCGUAUUAGUGCAAGUUUUCAGAACCUUGUGAAAGACGGAGUUGAAGGAAACUAUGGUACCCGAGAUGGAUUCUUCGAUGAAAUCCACGACGAUACACAACACCACCGCCUCCGCGCUGCUGUUCACAAGGAGAACGGGAAGUUUGCCAGUUACAUGAGGCAACACGGGCAGAAGCGCAAAGUAGUUGCGACCGAAAUCGAGGAUGGCGACCAUGGAGAAGCUGACCAGCUUCUCGUGACCGAGGAGGAGAUGUCAACUUGGAUCCGGAAGAUAUAUAAUCGUACCCGUGGCCGUGAGCUGCCUGGCAAUUAUAACCAUGCUCUGCUAGCUGAACUGUUCCAUGAACAAUCAUCACGGUGGGGGCAUGUUGCUCGUACCCAUGUCACUACGAUCGCAGACUUGGUCUUCCAAUUCAUCAAGUCAGUUGCGACUUUCGUGAUUAAAGAUGGCAGCACUAGGGACAAACUCGUCAGUGACAUCGCUUUCAAAUUGGAAAGUAAUGCCCAGGACGCGUGCCGCGAACUGGAUAAGUUAUUAGCUGAUGAGGCUGGAAGCCCCAUAACUUACAACCAUUACUAUACCGAUAAUGUCCAAAAGGCUAGGGACGGUCGUUCUAGGCAGAACCUUCAUAUGUCGUUGAACAGGGCCAUUGAAGAGGACUGGAAUGGACGCUUCCACGUCAGCAAUUCGUCAGAUGAGAUCAGUCGUCUUGCGGCAUCUCUUCAGCACCAUGGUGUUGUUGUUAACAUGGAGGAGCGAGCUUGCCAAGAAGCACGAACUGAUCUGGAUGCCUACUAUAAGGUCGCUAUGAAGACCUUUGUCGACAAUGUGUGUCGCCAAGUUGUCGAGAGACAUAUUCUUGGCCAGCUAUCGACCGUAUUUGACCCCAUGGCGGUCAGUGAGUUUUCAGAUGACACCCUUUUCCGGUUGGCUGCCGAAUCCCAAAGUUUGAGGAAGCGCCGUGCUGAAGCAGGCCAACUACGAGAGGCAUUGGAGGCCAGCCUUCAUGAGUUGCGUUGA
This is a messenger RNA of Aspergillus melleus, 2148 nucleotides long. RefSeq lists its product as uncharacterized. The coding region runs from base 1 to 2148 and encodes 715 amino acids. Gene Ontology annotation, cellular component: membrane; cytoplasm; microtubule. The transcript is spliced from 3 exons. Gene Ontology annotation, molecular function: GTPase activity; microtubule binding; GTP binding. The record is from RefSeq and is a predicted model, not a curated record. NCBI's taxonomy places the organism in Eukaryota, Fungi, Ascomycota, Eurotiomycetes, Eurotiales, Aspergillaceae.